Messenger RNA from Microstroma glucosiphilum, 1047 nucleotides. RefSeq lists its product as hypothetical. Lineage: Eukaryota; Fungi; Basidiomycota; Exobasidiomycetes; Microstromatales; Microstromataceae. The record is from RefSeq and is a predicted model, not a curated record. Bases 1 to 1047 code for a protein of 348 amino acids. Gene Ontology annotation, cellular component: cytoplasmic exosome (RNase complex); nuclear exosome (RNase complex). The transcript has 2 exons. Gene Ontology annotation, biological process: U4 snRNA 3'-end processing; nuclear polyadenylation-dependent mRNA catabolic process; U1 snRNA 3'-end processing.
AUGGUCACCGCUCACGUCCCAUCGGCGCACACCGACCAAUGGCUACGGGGGACACGAGGAACUGAAUCCAGACAACCGCAAGAAGAGAAGAGGAAGAGAAAGAGAGAGAGUGACCAGCUCUUUCCGCAGCUGCUCACAGCUUCCACUUCCGCCCUACGCCUGGACAACCGUCCUGCGUCUGCACCACUCACACCCUCAGUGGCCUACUCGCCAACGCAAAGAGGGACAGCCACUUUGACCCUCUCCCAUCCAGCGUCUCCGGCGGUAAAGACGAUCAUCCUCGCCUCGGUUCAUGCAGAGCUGGUCCCGCCGCGCCAAGAAAGACCAUACGAAGGACAGGUGCAGAUCCACCUCAAUACCGCCCUGGCCCAAGGCACCUCAUCCGCCUCCCGCUCCAAUCCCUCUGCAGAAGCCUCUACCGCCGAGUUGGAACGGCAAUUGGACCUAGCGCUGCGCAGGAGUGGAUUGAUAGAUCGAGAGGCUCUCUGUCUGAAAGCAGGAGAGGCAGUGUGGAACAUCAGCGUCAAUAUUUCCUGUCUCUCGUUGCGUGCGGGCAAUGCACUGCAGGGGUGCAUUCUCGCCAGCACCCUCGCACUGAUGGACUACGUGAGGCCUGAUGCAGCGGUGGAAGAAGGCGGAGAGAUCAAGAUCUUCGAUGAAGGGGAGCGCGUGGGAGUGAAGCUGCCCAUUACCGGAGGACUCGUUGGCGUGGAAAUAGCCGUCUUCCUCCCGCCUCUACCCUCCUCCAGCGGCGGCGGCACAACGACCACCUCGACAGCAGAUGGAGAAGUAGCGUCCUUGGAACCCAUCCUACUGCUGGACCCUACACCACUCGAAGUGACUCUUUCUUCAGCCCUUCUAACUUAUGUCCUCACCCCCAAUACGGGACAGUUUCUACUUGCGGAAAAGAUCGGUGAGGCACCACUGGACGUGGACGUUAUGCUCAAGGGAAUGAAGGCAGUCGAGACGAGGGCUCGGGGACUGGGGAAAUGGGUCGACGAAAGCAAGAAGCAAAGGGACGAACAGGUCGGCAAGGAGAUCAAUUGA